CAGCCGGCGGCGGGCGGAGGUGGGGAGCGGCCGGCAGCCCAGAAGUCUCGGCGUUGAUGCGGAGCUGCUGGGAGUCGGGAUCCGCCCGGAGCACGAUGCCCUGCCCUGCCCCUGGCCUUGGGAAGCUGUGAGCUGCUCAUGUCCAUAAGGAGGAAGGAUGGCUCAUGGAAUUCCUUCACAAGGCAAAGUUACCAUAACGGUGGAUGAGUACAGCUCCAACCCGACGCAGGCGUUCACGCACUACAACAUCAACCAGAGCCGCUUCCAGCCUCCCCACGUGCACAUGGUGGACCCCAUCCCAUAUGACACUCCGAAGCCAGCGGGCCACACGCGCUUCGUCUGCGUCUCAGACACGCACUCCAGAACAGAUGGCAUCCAGAUGCCCUACGGGGACAUCCUGCUCCACACGGGCGACUUCACCGAGCUGGGACUGCCCUCCGAGGUUAAGAAGUUUAAUGACUGGUUAGGAAACCUACCAUAUGAAUAUAAAAUAGUGAUUGCUGGGAAUCAUGAACUGACAUUUGAUAAGGAAUUCAUGGCAGACCUUGUUAAACAAGAUUACUACCGCUUUCCCUCUGUGUCCAAAUUGAAACCAGAGGACUUUGACAAUGUUCAGUCACUCCUGACAAAUAGUAUUUACUUACAAGAUUCAGAGGUAACAGUUAAAGGAUUCCGAAUAUAUGGUGCCCCGUGGACACCAUGGUUUAAUGGAUGGGGCUUUAAUCUACCCAGAGGUCAGUCUUUGCUAGACAAGUGGAACCUUAUUCCUGAGGGAAUUGAUAUACUAAUGACACAUGGACCUCCCCUUGGUUUUCGAGACUGGGUUCCCAAGGAGCUGCAGAGAGUGGGCUGUGUGGAGCUGCUGAACACAGUGCAGAGGAGAGUAAGGCCCAAACUGCAUGUCUUUGGUGGGAUUCAUGAAGGUUAUGGGAUCAUGACAGAUGGCUACACCACCUACAUCAACGCCUCCACGUGCACAGUCAGCUUCCAGCCCACCAACCCUCCCAUCAUCUUCGACCUUCCCACCCCUCAAGGAUCCUGAAGCACUACUGGGGAAGGUCUAUAAACUGCCAUUUUCUAAUUAAAAACUUACCUUCAUGUUUAUUUCAAAAUAGGGGCUAGGGGGGAUUUUGGGGGAACU
This is a messenger RNA of Onychostruthus taczanowskii (white-rumped snowfinch), 1141 nucleotides long. RefSeq names its product metallophosphoesterase domain containing 2 (gene MPPED2). The transcript has 7 exons. Bases 158 to 1042 code for a protein of 294 amino acids. NCBI's taxonomy places the organism in Eukaryota, Metazoa, Chordata, Aves, Passeriformes, Passeridae. Gene Ontology annotation, molecular function: hydrolase activity. The record is from RefSeq and is a predicted model, not a curated record.